This is a messenger RNA of Condylura cristata (star-nosed mole), 5354 nucleotides long. RefSeq names its product centrosomal protein 152kDa (gene CEP152). Gene Ontology annotation, cellular component: centrosome. Gene Ontology annotation, biological process: centriole replication. The coding region runs from base 34 to 5061 and encodes 1675 amino acids. Lineage: Eukaryota; Metazoa; Chordata; Mammalia; Eulipotyphla; Talpidae. The record is from RefSeq and is a predicted model, not a curated record. The transcript has 26 exons.
CGCGGUGACAGUAUCUGCAGCCUUCGGUGGGCCAUGUCAUUAGACUUCGGCAGUGUGGCCCUACCGACACAGAAUGAAGAUGAAGAAGAAUAUGACAAGGAAGACUAUGAAAGGGAGAAAGAGUUGCAGCAGUUACUCACAGACCUUCCUCAUGAUAUGCUGGACGAUGAUCUGUCCUCUCCUGAGCUCCACUAUUCGGACUGCAGCGAGGAUGGUACAGAGGGAGACCUGCGUCAUUCAGAGCAUUUGGAAAUGAACUGGAAUGAGCAUCAUGUGCUGCCUAAAUCUCAAAGUGUAAAUGAAUAUAACGAGAUUCAGGGUUUAUAUGUUGGAAAUAAAAGUGGCAGUGACUGGGAAGAGAAUCAAAGUAAAACUGAAGACCAGUGUGCUGGAUACCAUCCUGAAGAAUGUGGAGAUGAAGGUGGAAGUGGUUAUAGUCCUCCAAGCAAAUAUGAACAGACUGAUUUAUACCACCUUCCUGAAAAUUUUCGGCCCUAUACCAAUGGCCAGAAGCAAGAAUUUAAUAGCCAAUCAAGCAAAGUAAUUCAAUUUUCAGAUCCCCCCAGGAAUCAUUUUCAGCCAUUUGGUAUAUCACAAGGUCCCAGUUGUGAAGCUUUGGAACCGUAUAAAGUGACAUAUAAACCUUAUCAAUCUUCUGUCCAGAAUAAUGGCACACCAACCCAAGAGGUAGCAGGAAGUGAAACAUUUGAAGGCCUGCAGCAACAAUUUUUAGGAGCUAAUGGAAAUUCUUCAGAAAAUAUGCAGAUUAUUCAGCUUAAGGUUCUUAACAAAGCAAAAGAGAGACAACUAGACAAUUUAGUUGAAAAGUUAAAUGAACGUGAACGUCAAAUAAGAUAUCUAAAUCACCAACUUCUGAUGAUCAAAGAUGAAAAGGAUGGUUUGACCCUUAGCCUGCAAGAAUCACAGAAACUCUUUCAGAAUGGAAAAGAAAGAGAGAUUCAACUCGAAGCACAAAUAAAAGCACUGGAGACUCAAAUACAAGCACUAAAAGUCAAUGAAGAACAGAUGAUUAAGAAGUGCAGGACCACUGAACUGGCUCUGGAAAGUGUGAAGCAACAGCUGCUGGACCUUCAUCAUUCUGAAUCACUUCAGCGUGCCAGAGAGCAGCAUGAGAGCAUUGUCACUGGCCUCACCAAGAAGUAUGAAGAGCAAGUGUUGUCCUUACAAAAGAAUUUGGAUGGUACAGUCAUGGCACUUAAGGAACAGGUUGGGAUGAUUUCAAAUGAGCAACUAUUACCAACAAGCUCAGUACAGGAGGUGGCUCAGCUCCGACUCCAGCUGCAGCAAGCACAGAAAGCGCAUGCUAUGAGCGAAAGCAUGAACAAGGCUCUGCAGGAAGAAUUGACAGAACUAAAAAAUGAAAUUUCUCUCUAUGAAUCUGCAACGAAACUAGGAAUACUCCCAAAUGACUCCGAAGGAGAAUUAAAUGUAGAACUCGCUGAAUCCUAUGUGGAUUUGGGUAUUAAAAAAGUCAACUGGAAAAAAACAAAAAUUAAGAGCAUUGUACAGCAAGGAGACCCAAAUGAAGAGCUCUCCAAAGACGAAGUCAUUGUGAAGCUGAAAGCAGAAGUGCAGCGUUUGCUGGGUAGCAACUCUGUGAAGCGUCAUCUGGUGUCUCAGUUACAGAAUGAUCUCAAAGACUGUCAAAAGAAAAUUGAAGAUCUCCAACAAGAGAAGGAGGGAAGAAGUAGCGAACUUGAGGAUCGUAAGACUAAAACAAGCAUCUCAGACAAACCAACUACUCAAUUGUGGUCUGACUCUCUUACUUCUGACAUGAUGGUGAAAGAUAAUAUUCUGCAACUAAGAAAUGAAAUUCAAGUCUUACAACAACAUAAUCAGGAACUUAAAGAAACUGAAGAAAAACUGAGAAAUAAAAAUCAACACUUAUGUAACCAAAUGAGACAGAUGGUACAAGAUUUUGACCGGGAUAAACAAGAAGCCAUAAAUAGGUGUGAGAGGACUUACCAACAGCACCAUGAAGCCAUGAAAGCACAAAUACGUGAAAGCCUGUCAGCAAAGCAUGCUUUGGAGAAGCAGCAGCUCUUUGAGGCUUAUGAGGGGACUCGCUUGCAGCUCAGGUCUGACUUAGAUAAGAUGAAUAAGGAGAUGACUGCUGUACAGGAGUGUUACCUAGAAGUAUGCAGAGAGAAGGAUAAUCUGGAAUCAACGCUCAGGAAGACCUUUGAAAAGGAGCAACAAACCCAGGAGCAGAAGAUCAAGCAAGAACUUAUCCAACAGCUUGAAAAGGAAUGGCAGUGUAAGCUGGAUCAGACUAUAAAGGCAAUGAAAAAGAAAACAUCAGAUUGUUGCAGCCAAACUGACCAAGUAGCUGCCAUUGAUGCUGCUUCCAAGAAAGAGAUGGCAAUCACGGUAGAAGAGCAGAAGCGAAAGAUCCAGCAAGAUAUAGAGCAAGAGAAGGAAAUAGCAGUCAAGGGGAGCUUGAAGGAACUUGAGCUUGAAUUGGAACUCAAAUAUUGUGCCAAUAUUGCCAAACAGGUAGAAACAGCUGUGCAAAAUGCUCGUGUUCGAUGGCUGGAGGAACUGCCUGAGCUUGCAGAGUAUAGAGCACAUGUAAAAGUGGAAAAGAAGAAGUGGGAAGAACAGCAAGAGAUUUCUGUGGCCAAACGGAUAUCAUUUGCUGUUUCUGAAGCUAAAGAAAAAUGGAAAAGUGAACUUGAAACUAUGAAGACUGUAAUACCUGCAAAGGAAUUGGAAGAGAAGAUUAAUUCUCUUGAGAGGGAGCUUGAAUUGAAGAAUGAGGAAACCCCUGUGGUUGUCAGAGCCGAGUUGGCCAAGGCCCGGAGUGAGUGGAACAAAGAAAAGCAAGAAGAAAUCCACAAAAUUCAAGAACAAAAUGAGCAAGAUUACAGGCAAUUUUUAGAUGAUCAUCGAAAUAAAAUUAAUGAGGUGCUUGCGGCAGCUAAAGAAGACUUUAUGAAACAGAAAACUGAGCUACUUCUUCAGAAGGAGACAGAAUUGCAGACAUGUCUAGACCAGAGUCGUAGAGAAUGGACUAUGCAGGAAGCCAGGCGGAUCCAACUGGAAAUCUAUCAAUAUGAGGAAGAUCUCUUAACUGUACUGGAAUUUCUGUUAAAGGAUACCCAAAAGGAGCGUGUCAGUGGCUCCAGUGACAAGCAACUUCUGGAACUUGUGUCGACUUGUUCUUCUAAAUGGGUGUCUGUACAAUAUUUUGAAAAACUGAAGGUGUGCGUACAGAAAGCAUUUCGAGAUAUGGUCUCCCUCCUGAAAGAAAAUGCCCACCCAGAGGAAAAGAAAAAUGCAGUCAAGAUUUCUAAAGAUCCUUCCCCUGCGGUCACUAGCAGACAAGACACUGGAGCCACAGUAAUCCUUCCUGCACCCUCUUCUGGACACCACACUCAGCCCUUGGCCUCACCAGAAACAGAAGCAGAACCUGGUAAGAAAAAGAUCCUUGACAUUAAAGAUUCAUGUUGUGGAAACUGCUUCCAAGAACUUGAGAAGGCAAAGCAGGAAUGUCAGGAUCUGAAAAGAAAACUGGAGAAAUGCUGUAGGCAUUUUCAGCACUUAGAAAGGAAACACAAAGCCGUAGUGGAGAAAAUUGGAGAAGAGAAUAAUAAAGUUGUCGAAGACUUAAUAGAGGAAAAUAACGACAUGAAGAAUAAAUUGGAAGAACUGAGAACUCUUUGUAAAACACCGCCAAGGUCAUUAUCAGAAGGGGCCAUUGAAAAUGCUUGUCUGCUGUGCCAUGGCGGAGCCUUGGAAGAACUUCGAGGGCAGUAUAUUAAAGCUGUGAAAAAAAUUAAGCGUGAUAUGCUUCGUUAUAUUCAGGAGAGUAAGGAAAGAGCUGCAGAAAUGGUAAAAGAAGAAGUAUUACGAGAACGCCAAGAAACUGCCCGAAAGAUGCGCAAAUAUUACUUGACUUGUCUCCAACAGAUUUUGCAGGAUAAUGGAAAACCAGAAGGGGCUGAGAAAAAGAUUAUGAAUGCUGCAAGCAAACUUGCUACAAUGGCAAAAUUGCUGGAAACACCUACUUCUAAUAAAUCCCAAGGCAAAACUACACAAUCAGCACUGCCUCUGACUUCAGAGAUGCUGGUUGGAGUCGAAAAAUCAAAAGGAGAUGAUGUGAAUCAGAAUAUACCAUAUCACACUGAGAGCAGAACAAACGGUGUAAAAACUACCUGCGGGAGUCCAUGUGACCAAGUCCCUAAGAAGAAGGCUGCUUGUAACUUGCGAACGAGGUUGGAGGAAGCACAGCAUGGGGAUGUAAAGCAUGUGGGUUCAAGGUCACACUCAGAUUUUCGGUUCCGGGAUACCAGUUGCAAACACCUAGAUAUUUUGCCAAAGAAUGUUUCUCCUGAUUUUGUUCCUUGCGAAGGUGAAAGAGGCUUUGGUUUGCGCAAGAAGGAUGGCCUCCUCUGUGACACGGGCUCUGAAUCACUUCCACAUUCCGCUGCAUACCCCUUUCUUGCGUCCUGUGGAAGUAAACUCUCACCUAGAUAUACCCCGGCCCUCUCUGAAUCUGGAUCCCUACAGAUAAACUUUCGAAGUCCUGAUGAAAGACUUGGUUUAAAAGUAUAUAAGUGUAAUCCACUAACAGAGAGUGAAAAUGCUACAUCUGAGAAAAGUGAAACUUCAGGUGUUCCAGAACCUCCAAUAAAAGAAGGGGGGGACCUUAGUGACUCCGAGGGCUGGCAUUCCAACAGCGCCACUCUACCCUGCAUCAACCCCGAAGUGCCAUUUCCACAUGGUGGGUCGCAGGGGACUCCGGAUACGCUAAGUGAAUCUCUCAGUUUCAAGCAGUUUCCAGCAACCUGUUGUCUUUCAGAUACAGAGGAAAAUGUGAUUUAUCAAUCCAUGAACUGUCAGAAGGGUCAUGCUACAGACCUGACCGGAGAAAAUAUGUAUUCCCAGCCAGGGAAGAUCGCUCUGACUCUUGGCCACCCAUUUCAUCGAAAGUUAGUACCAUCUUCGUUGUGCCAGCGGCCUCUGAGAAAAUUAAUUGGUCCUCUAUCUGAUCAACAAGAUAGUGGCUUUGAUAGUCCCUUUGUCAAUCUAGACUAAGUGCUGUACAGUAUUUAAGGAGAAUCAUUAAUAUAUUGACAAGAAAAUGGAAAGGGAAGAUUUCAUACUGAGGAAGUUGUGGCCUCUGCCUAUCUUGAGAUGCUCUCAUAGCAGCUAUAUGAGUAAAAUAUUCUCAUAAAAUUACUUGAGAUAUUAAUAUCGAUCGCCUUAAUAUCCUAAAGGCCUGAUAGUGUAUGUGUAAUCUGUUUCUGUGUGGUGCUUGUAUUUGGUGAUGAAACUAUUUUUAUACUUACAAAUCAGCUUUCUGUGCAGUGUUAAUUUAUUUAAAUAAA